Morchella sextelata is the source of this 432-nucleotide messenger RNA. RefSeq lists its product as uncharacterized. The transcript has 3 exons. The record is from RefSeq and is a predicted model, not a curated record. NCBI's taxonomy places the organism in Eukaryota, Fungi, Ascomycota, Pezizomycetes, Pezizales, Morchellaceae. Gene Ontology annotation, molecular function: single-stranded DNA binding. Bases 1 to 432 code for a protein of 143 amino acids.
AUGCUCUCCCUCCUCCGCACCAACACCUUCACCUUCACCGCGGCCGCUGCUGCGCGCCGCACACUCUCAACGUCCCAGGCGCGCGUAGACAUUGCCCGCAUCACGCUCGUCGGCUUCCUCGGCUCCGAUCCCGAGAUUGCGCAGCUGCCUGACGGCAGAGAGGUCAUGCGCUACGUUAUCGGCGUGUCCAAGUACCCCGGAAAGCCCGUAUCGUGGUUCAAGGUUGCGAAUUUCGAUCUGGAGGGCCGCGGAGGGAAGGAAUAUUUGGCAUCUAUGCCGAAGGGAACUCAGGUUUUCUUUGAGGGCGAUAUUAACUUGUCUGUUCGCGAGCUUGAGGAUGGGAAGAGGUUUACGGAUCACAAUAUCUACCAGCGCUCCAUCACGGCCCUCAAGCGACCAAAGGAGCGUACCACCGAGGAGGCGGAGGAGUAG